AUGCCUCAGAGGCCUAAGGGGCGCACAGGUUUCAGCAGCGGUUCUUCAGAUGAAGAAGUUGACGCAAGUGUGUUGUGUCCGCACUACGACGAACACCACAAAGGGAAGCAUUACCAGCAGUACCUGAGACAGAAAGAAGCAGAAGCGCAAACAAUUAAAGAUACUUCUCGCCCUCCCCUUUGGCGAGUCCCUAUCGUUAGGCAGCCUCUUCCCGUAAGCAUAGAAGAAUUCAAUCCCGCGGAACCCCAAUACGCAAAGUUUGUCAAGGCUCUGUGGUCGCACGCGAAAGCCACAGUGGAGGACAAAGAGGCAGCGGAGGAUUUCGCCCAGUCACCCAUGGGCCAGGAUGCUGUGCCCCAGCGCUGCCCCGACCUCGAUGAAGCCGGCUGGAGGAGGGGGCUUCUGCAGCACUCCUGGGAGGACCGGCCUGGCACUGUGGGCAGGCCUUUGAGCCCCACAUUCAUUCGAAAGGGGACCUCUUGGCUCGUUGAUGCUGAGGGAUAUGAAGGGCCCUUCGGCUCCCCUGGCGACCUGCGGUCUAGAGGCAUGGCCUAUGACAGCAGGUUCCAGCUCCCGACCCUCUCUUCCCUCAUGAAGGCGAAGCACGCUGUGUUUGUCAAAGCAAAGGACCCUAAAGAAGCGAAAACAAUCUCCGAAAGACAGAGUGCAUCGACGCGGAGAAGCAGAACACCACAACGCCUGCGCGUCGCGCGGUGCCGGUCCACUCCUCCCCAGCUCAAGGUCGUUACCGAGCCAUCAGAGAGCGUACCGCCGCAGCCACAGCAACAGCAGCCGCAGAAACUUUCUCCUAGAACUCUGUCUCCUUCGCUUUUACGACCCCCUGCUUCUCCGCUGUCACCGAACGGCAGCGUGCGGGCGGGGCAAAACGGGUCACCCAGGGGAAGUCUGUCUGGCAGCCCGAAGACCUCCUCGCCACCUUCUCCCUGCGGCUCCCCCAAGAGCCAAACGAAGGAAAAGAAAAGUCCAAGGAGCCCUUUAAAUAAACAAGAAAAGAAAGAAAGUGUUGGGGAGAACUGCAGCUGGGCGGUACAUAUUAGGGGAAAGGGGAAAUACCAGUAUCCAGAGAGCUACAUUCGGUGGAAGAGGGAGAGAAAGCGCAUGCGUGAAAGACUUAAAAAACUUAGAGCUGGAGAAAUAUUCACAAGUGAUAGGCCCAAAGAAGUUUGCACAGAUUGUGAAACUCCCACUCUGUGCUGGGACCCGCAGCCAUUCACCGAACACUUGCAAGCUGUGCGUAGCUUCGGCUCGGCCCCGGAUGACGACGCCUCCUCUGGCAGCGAUCUUUCCCCGUCUUCUCGGAGAAGCAGCAGCAGCAGCACUAGCAGAAGCGGGAGCAACAGCAGCAGUAGAAGCUGCAGUCCUACCGGAGAAGCAGCAGCAGCAGCACUAGCAGAAGCGGGAGCAACAGCAGCAGUAGAAGCUGCAGUCCUACAUCUGAGGACAACAACCCCACCCCAGAGGAUAGCACCUACUAGCCUCGUGAUGCCUCCUCUUCAGCAGCAACAGAAUUUGGUGGGACAGCAGCAGACGCAACAAGGACAGCUGCUGCUGCAACAGUUGCAGCAACGUCAGCAACAAACACUGCUGCAGCCGCAGAUUCCUCCUGGUUAUAUGGCAGUACAGCUGCCAGGGACAGGUUUUAUGCACCCUACGAUCGCUGUACAGCCUUCUCAGUCUGUCGCCUUCGAACAGAAACAGCAGCAACAGCAACAGCAGCAGCAGCAGCAGCCGCUGGAGCGCGAAGAGCAGCAGGAAGCGCAGAAACAGGAGCAGCAAAAUGAGCAACUCGUCAAUUCAAGCAGACCCCAAGAGGAACGGAGGAACAAUAAUGCCGCCCCGUUCUCUCGCUCCAGGCAACAGCAACAACAAAAACAACAAAACAAUACCAGCAGUAAACAUCGAUACCUCAGCGCACCGCCGCCGGCAAGCCGGCACACAGGGAGAGGAGGCAAUGAGCAGCCCUUCCCUUCUUCAACUGCUUCUGCUCCACCCCCUGUCCAAAACCCAGCUACCUCCUCACUGCCACCGCAGCCCUUCAUGGUUGCGCCUUCACAGCAACUCUUUGGGGGCCCCCAGCUGCUCUCAGCGGGGCCAGGAGGAGUUCAAACUGCCCCUCAGUUGCAGCAGCAGCAGCCCAUCGUGCUGCAGGGAACACCGCCGGUGGUGCAAGGGGCCCCCGCGGCUGCAGUACUCCCUGGGUGGCCUUUGUUGGUUCCAGCCGGGACUCAACUAGUGUCGAAGAUACAGCAGCAGAUACACCUUGGAGGUCCUUGGAACUUCUCGGGUGUUGAGCGGUUUCCUCGGCAGCAGCAGCAGCAGCAGCAGCCAAAUGCUGCAGCAGCUGCUGCCAGCCACAGAAGCGCCUCCUGCAGCCCUCUGGGGGCUGCUGUGGUCAUGGCGCCGCUGCCUCUUCUGCCUCAGCAGCAAACUCCAAUUCUCGUCAGACAGCUGCAGCAGCAGCCCGUCUUGGUGCAGCAGCCGCAGCAGCAAGCCAACCUCAUACAACAGCAGCAGCAUCCUCUUUUGAUACGGAGGCAGGGGCAGUCUCUUGUGGUGCAGCGGCAGCAACAGCAGCCUCUCGUGAUACAGCAGCAGCAACCUCUUGUGAUACAACAGCCGCAGCAGCAAACUGUCCUGCUGCAGCAGCAGCAGCAGCAGCCGAUAGUGAUACAACAGCUUCAGCCUGCUACUAUGCCCCCGAAGCAGCAGUCACCGCAGCAGAAUGCUGUACAACAGCAGCAGCCAAGUGCCACAAUAGUGAUUCAGCCGCAGCAACCUGUCGUUGUGACUCAGCAGCAGCCUGCUGUUGUAGUUAAAGACACUCCGGCUACAAAGCCUGAGGAGCAGGCGCCUGCUGCUCCAGCAACACCGAAAGCAAAGCCAAAGACUCAGUGGCUGUGGAGCUGCAGCGUCGACUGCGGAGCCAAGUGUGGUGGAGACCGCACAGAAGCUCCCCAAGGGACACAGCAGCAGCAGCAGCAGCAGCAGCAGCAGCAAAGAGGAAAACAACCCACGCAGCGCCUACAACGGACCCAAGAGACGUUGCAAGCCUCUCCCCGGGAAGCCCCUGCUGCGGCACCUUUAAGCCCCACACAACGCACAGGUGCAGCAGUUCCCGUUGCUGCUGCUGUUCCUGCUGCUGCACCUGUUCCUGCAGCUGCAGCUGUUCCUGCUGCUGUAUCGACAGCUGCUGCACCAGCACAGCAAGUUCGCUACCCCUCUCAGCAACCUGCUGGCAGCGGCAGCAGUCAAGCAGGAAUGCAAUUCAUCUCACAGACAUACCCGUACCUCCAGCCGCCACAGCAACAGCUUCACUCCAUCUCCCCUAGACAGCAAGGACAGCAGCAGCAGCAGCAGCCACAGCAAACGCUGCUCAUGCCACCGCCACUAUCUACCAUGAGCCCCACUACAUUUGUGCCUGCUGCUCCAGGCGCCCAGCACAUAUUCGCGUCAAGUGCACCAGUGGUUUGUGUGCAAGGCCAGCCGCUCCAGCAACAGCAGCAGCAGCAGCGUCAGCAGCAGCAGCCAACGCAAGAAUACAGGCAGUCACCGUGCUGCCCGCCCCCCAGGGGGAGAGAUGGAGCUCUGCAGGAGCCACGCUACAAGUAUUUACCCUUUACGUUUAUCUCAUCAAAACGAAAUAUCGCGUGCGGAGUGGGAAAGAAAAUAACUUCUAAACAACCACCGGCUGCUGCUUCGCUACCGACACAGCAGCAGCAGCAGCAGCAGCAGCAACAGCAACAGCAGCGCUCAAGUUGCUGCACAGCAAAUGGAAACGAACUUUCAGCGAGCCUUUCUUGCAGCAUAUAA
Eimeria mitis is the source of this 3831-nucleotide messenger RNA. RefSeq lists its product as uncharacterized. NCBI's taxonomy places the organism in Eukaryota, Apicomplexa, Conoidasida, Eucoccidiorida, Eimeriidae. The record is from RefSeq and is a predicted model, not a curated record.